Messenger RNA from Cyprinus carpio (common carp), 1331 nucleotides. RefSeq names its product peroxisomal membrane protein 11A-like. Lineage: Eukaryota; Metazoa; Chordata; Actinopteri; Cypriniformes; Cyprinidae. Gene Ontology annotation, biological process: peroxisome fission; regulation of peroxisome size. The record is from RefSeq and is a predicted model, not a curated record. Gene Ontology annotation, cellular component: peroxisomal membrane.
UCAAAAGAAUCGAUUCCGGAAAAUGAGUCGGACUUCCUAACUACAAACACUCUGCAUGAGCAUAUCAUAAAUAAUUUGUAUAACGUUAUAAACUAUACAUCGCAUAUAAUCCGUUAGUCCGAAAUUGGUUAAUUUUUAUAAGCGCGACACAAUCAUGAUUUACUAAAUGGAUGUGAAGUUUGUUCUUUACGUUACGUUAGUUCUAACGUGUGUUUUGUAGGUUGCACGAACUUUCACCUCAGUUACCACAGCCACGCAGGAUCCUGUGGAUUUUGACAGGACAUACAGUGACUGCACUAACACGGAUCUGUAAAUUUGACCACAUGGAAACUUUCAUCGGCUUCACUAACCAGAGUCAAGGCAGGGAUCGCAUAUUCAGAGCAACCCAAUAUGCGUGCGCUGUGGCGAAAUACCUUCUGAGAAAUGAAGCGAAGAGGAAAGAGCUGGUGAAAAAGCUGCAGUUUCUGGAGUCUAAUAUGAGCUCGGGGCGGAAGCUAUUCAGGCUUGGGAACUCAGUCAACUCGAUUCAUGCAGCCAAGAGCACUCUUCAUAUUUCUGACCCCGUGCUGCGCUUUUGCCUUACGUUUGGCAACCUCAACCGUGCCUUGUACUUCAUCUGUGACAACAUACUCUGGGCCAGAAGUAUCGGGCUAAUACGAGAUAUCGACAAGGAGCGCUGGAGCUUGAGCUCCACUCGCUUCUAUUUCCUGUCCUUGGUCAUGAAUCUCACCCGAGACGUCUAUGUGAUCAUUCAGCUUAUGGUGCAGAAGUCUCGGGACCGACACUACCAGAAAAAAAUCGACCAGCACCUCAAUGAAAGCCCGGAUGUGGCUUGUGUCAUAGUGCCUCAGCUUGAUGCGUUUCUCUUCCUUCUCCUCGAGAGCCUGAGAAAUGAACCAUCUGUGGCUCUCGAUACAUUUAAAAAUGUUUGCGACCUUUUCAUUCCACUUGACAAACUGGGCAUUUACCAGACAAAUGCUGGAGUGGUUGGCUUCUGUGGGCUUGUUUCCUCUCUUUUAGGCAUAUUGUCAGUUUUGAGGCCCAGCCUUAAAAUCAAGCCAUGAUUUUGGAAAAUGCUUUAGAAUAACACCCAAAAUGUCUUGUAUAAGGAAACUUUCCUAACAUAUUUUUGAUGUAAUUUUAGUGUGAAAUUAGACUACGAUUAAGCUCACUUUUGUAAAGGGAUCAACUUACAGUAAUUGUUCUAUAAGAGAGACAUGAGAACAGCAUAUACCUGUAAUUCGGCAGUGCACCUGUAGGGCUGUUCUGCACAAAAUAACAAUAAUAAAAAAUAAUAGCAUCAUUUAGAUAAAAUUUUGCAGUGUGGGUUU